AAUGUGACUCUAAUGAUCACCGACAGCGCCCAGUGCCCAGCCUCGAGUCAUACUUAUCAUAGCCACAUUCAUAUAUAAUGAACCAGGCUUCUGUCAUCCAGUACACAAGUUUGUUUCUACCACAAUGUCCUCCGAUGCACGAACAUCUACCACCAUCGAUCCCUCUCGUAUUCGAAAGUACACUUAUCCUCAGAAAAUCAAGGGGAAAGAUCUCACAUUAAUCAAAUCCUCUCCCCACCCGACGCUACCUAUAAUGAUACUCAACUACUCGAACGAUACCGAGCGGUCUUCAUCUUGGGAUGACCUAACGAUGGCUGCACGCGUACUAGUAGUCGAGCGAAAUACCGGAAAAGUAGUUUCGAGAGCGUUUUCGAAAUUCUUCAACUGGAACGAGAAACAUGCAUAUCAGUUCCCCACAACAGAUGCAGCUGGGCAUCCUCGAGAUGAGGUAGUCUCGACGACAGCAGAGGAAAAACUCGACGGAAGCAUCAUCACGUUGUUUUAUUACCGAAAUCAGUGGAUUCUGACUUCGAAAGCGCGUUUUGACUCUGUUCACGUCGAAAUGGCACAAGAAAUUUUGAAGGAAAAGUAUCCCGGUAUCAUUAAUACUAGAAGGCUUAACGGGACUUUGCCACGGGACAAAACCUAUGUCUUUGAACUCAUUCACCCCAAAAAUCCAACUGCCUUGCGAUAUGCAUACAAAGACCUCGUGUUGCUUUCCGUCAUAGGAAUGGACGGGUCCGAACCUCCACAGGACUUCAAUUGGUCUAUAUAUCCAUUUCCUAGACCAAAGAUGAACGAUAUCAACAUUACAGACCUGGACGCUGUGCGGAGGCUGAACCGGGUCAACGAGGAAGGCCUCGUAGUGAAGCUCUAUCUCAAAAAUGACCCAGUUCAUCCCCAGCGUCUCAAAGUUAAAUUUGAGUCUUACCUCGACCUGAUCAGAUCCAAAAAUUAUUAUACUCCAGCGGAGCUUGCAGGUCUAUACAGGAACAAGCGGGAGAUGAUAUAUACGUUCGAGGAGGGGAAGGUUAGGAGGAAGAUGAAGGCGGAGAAGGAGAUUUAUUUUGAGGGUGUGAGGAGAAUUGCGGAUGAUUUUGGAGGUGAGAAAUGGGUGAACGGGUUGAUAAAGAUGUGGAAUGAGGUAGAGACUGUUUUCGUCAAGGCUGAGAUGGAGUUAAGGAAGAUCAUGGAUAGGUUAAAGGAGAAGGAUCAAUUUGGUGACCACGUUGGAUCGGCGAAUGCAGAGAUGAGGAGACGCUUUGCGCAAACCAUCAUGAAGGAGGACACCAUGGUCAAGCAUAAAAAUGUAUUAUUUCUCUGGUUCAGCGGUGCGCCGAUAGAGGAACAGAUUAAGGCAUUCACUGCGUCGGUAAAGACGAGAGAGAAAGGAGGUGUGGUAUGAGCAAUGACUUGCUUAUUGCAAACAGUUUGACUUGUAACGCCAGCCAUAUGCAUCAAAUAUAUUUCGAAUGUAAUAAUUCUUAAGGUCAAUAUGUAUGUAUUCCGCUCUAGUCGAACAUGAAGUUUGACAGACUCUUUGCGGAUGCAGGAAGGAAGGAAGCAAGAUUAUCACAAGGUCGGC
Molecule: messenger RNA, 1585 nt
Organism: Lentinula edodes (shiitake mushroom)
Lineage: Eukaryota; Fungi; Basidiomycota; Agaricomycetes; Agaricales; Omphalotaceae
Product: RNA ligase-domain-containing protein
Exons: 1
Coding region: 125-1405 (426 amino acids)
Source: RefSeq, a predicted model, not a curated record